UCUUUCCAGGUAAGAACAGGUGAUAAACUUUAAAAUUUCUUCAUUCGAUGUCAGUCGGUGACAUAAAUAUCCUGCGCAGUGCCCUUGAGCUUCACACACCUCUGUCGCGCUCAGCAAAACACAGGAUCUGAUUCCCAAAAUGGUGAGCAUCAAGGCAGUUCUGAUCGUGUGCGUUUUGGUGGCCGCGGUGGCUGUUUCUCCCGCCGAUGCUGUUCCAACGAGACACAGUAGGCCCCGUCCUCAGCCUAAGCCGAGGCCAGGGACGUGCCCAGAUACGAGCGAUAUCUUCUCCAUCUGCGUCGUGACAGAACGCAACUGUUUCUCGGACAGCGAAUGCGGACCCGGCCAGAAGUGCUGUCCGAUAGGCUGCGGGAGAGAGUGCCUGGCUGUGGUUCCUCCUUACGGAAGUGGAAGGUAAAAAGGACAAAUUUCAAGCUGCUGACGUCAUCGCGCAUCACGUUUGACUCAGAAACUUCUUGGGGAGAUCAUUAAUGUGUGAUGAGUCACUGCAAAUAAAAUUGAGUGGCUUAUGA
This is a messenger RNA of Penaeus monodon (black tiger shrimp), 533 nucleotides long. Its product is annotated as chelonianin-like. The transcript is spliced from 4 exons. Lineage: Eukaryota; Metazoa; Arthropoda; Malacostraca; Decapoda; Penaeidae. The record is from RefSeq and is a predicted model, not a curated record. Gene Ontology annotation, molecular function: peptidase inhibitor activity. The coding region runs from base 140 to 418 and encodes 92 amino acids. Gene Ontology annotation, cellular component: extracellular region.